AUGGCGCCCAACCUUGUCACUCACCCAAACCCCUGCCCCAACCCAAACAUCCCCCCCUUACGCUUGGAGACUGAAGACAUUCCCAUCGCCAAGAAUCAUCCUCAGUACGACCACGCCCUCGCUGCCAUCACGGCGUACUGGCGCCAAGCAACAAACAUGGCGCUCUCCGAUCAACAGGAAUACCGCGAGCUCGUGGCUUCGUCGGCGUUUAUUGUUCCCAAAUCAGCGAAAGGCGCGCCGAGCCAGCACAAGCUGUACAAAGCCAUCAAGAAUAACCCAACCUGGGCGCGAUACGUUAUGUUUAAUGCCAUCUAUGGCAAAGUCAAGUCUGUGGCAGAGCAUGUGAAGACGGUACAUGGCUCUGAUGUGAUGAAAAACUUGUUCAACGAAUACUGCAAGCACCAUCCCUGGCAAGAGCGUCUCAAGAAGCGUCGAAGCGACUCGAUCGCUGAAGGUCAACCUCCGAGUAAGAAGCAUGCUGAAGCCCCUGCUUCGUCCAACUCGGUGGUCGGUUUUUCUGGAAAGGUAGCAAUCAAGAAUGAACUUUCAGAGUCAAAGAGUCAAGAUCUUCACGGAUUCGCCAAGGUAGAUCAAAAGCCCAUGAUGGCGCCUGUGUCGAACGAGAACAAGCUCGCCCUACAUCAACGGAGCGACUCUCCUCUUUUUGCUCGGGGCAUCAAGACACUGUCCCAGAAAGCGGCAGAGACCGACAGAGCAGACGAGAUACUGCGCGAACUCAUUCUCAUUCGAGAGAAUCAAGUCAAGCAGACUGAGAAGGCGGACCAAAUACUACGCGAACUCGCGCUCAUUCGCGAGCAUCAAACCAAGGAGGCUGAGAAGAAGGGAAAGGCUAUGGCGAGGGUGGAGGGCUCCAUUGCCGAGCUCACUUCCCGUGUCAAGGUCGUAGAGGAUGUCCAACUGCUGCUGCAGAAGAAUCCAUGA
This is a messenger RNA of Trichoderma harzianum CBS 226.95, 942 nucleotides long. RefSeq lists its product as hypothetical. The coding region runs from base 1 to 942 and encodes 313 amino acids. NCBI's taxonomy places the organism in Eukaryota, Fungi, Ascomycota, Sordariomycetes, Hypocreales, Hypocreaceae. The transcript has a single exon. The record is from RefSeq and is a predicted model, not a curated record.